CUAUUCUACUGGCCUUCCAGCAGCUCAGGAAUAUCAACUCAUCUGCACGGGCACUAUCCGCCUCUUCCCAUUCGAAAUCACCAACCCUCGCAGAGUCAAUCAACAAUGGCCUCCCUCCUCCCUCUCCGCCGCACCCCCUCAACCCUCCUCACCACCACCAAAACCCCCCUCUUCACCCGCUCCAUAACCAUCGCCCCCCGAUCCUUCAACUCCCGAUCCUCCUCCCUCCCCCAAAGUACCACCACCAGCACUCCCCUCCGAACCCUCCCUCGAACCACCGUGCCCCAGCCCCUCCACCCCCUCUCCAUCCGCCAACAAUCCUCCACUGGAGACAACGAACCCUCUUUCCGCCAAUGGGGCUUUGAAGACAUAACUGCCUCCCUCCCCACCACCUCCCCAGCCUCCCCGCCCUCGAUGCCCCAAAAAUCCCUCAUCCUGAUCGACGUCCGCGAACCCGCCGAAUUAACCUCCACGGGGAUCAUCCCCUCCGCCGUGAGCGUGCCGCUGGCGUCGCAGCCCGACGCGCUGUUCCUGACGGAGGAGGAGUUCGAGACACGGUUUGGGUUUCCUAAGCCGGGCGUCAAGGGGGAUGGCGAGAUUGUGUUUUAUUGUAAGGCGGGGGUGAGGGCCAGGGCGGCGGCGCAGUUGGCGGUGCAGGCGGGGUAUGAGGCGGAGAGGAUUGGGGUUUAUGAUGGGAGUUGGUUGGAUUGGGCGAAGAAGGGGGGACGGGUGGAGAGGUGGGAGGGGGAUGAUAAUUGA
Aspergillus ibericus CBS 121593 is the source of this 759-nucleotide messenger RNA. Its product is annotated as rhodanese-like domain-containing protein. Gene Ontology annotation, cellular component: mitochondrion. Gene Ontology annotation, molecular function: thiosulfate-cyanide sulfurtransferase activity. The record is from RefSeq and is a predicted model, not a curated record. NCBI's taxonomy places the organism in Eukaryota, Fungi, Ascomycota, Eurotiomycetes, Eurotiales, Aspergillaceae. Bases 106 to 759 code for a protein of 217 amino acids. The transcript has 3 exons.